Funneliformis geosporum is the source of this 592-nucleotide messenger RNA. NCBI's taxonomy places the organism in Eukaryota, Fungi, Glomeromycota, Glomeromycetes, Glomerales, Glomeraceae. The record is from the annotation of a GenBank genome assembly.
AUGUCUAAUAGUACAAAUGCACAGGAAUCUGAGAAUACAAUAUGUGAUGUAUUAAGAUCUGCAAGAUAUGUUUUGUCUAUAGAUGCUUUUGCAAAUACAUCAACACUAACCUUUCUUCAGACUUAUCGUGGUAAAAAUAUUUGCACAGUUGAUAAUAAGUAUCAGCCUUGUAUAGCCUACACAAACACAGUAGAGGCAAAAAUAUUAUUUGAGGUUACGAGACACUUUGAUAUAAUUAUAGCUAUUACAAAUAUCAUCACUCCAGUUCAUAUUAAGGCUCUUGCACAAAUGCUUUAUCGAAUUCGCUGUGAAAAUAUUAGAGCAGAAUUUGAAACUGUAAUAACAUUCAUUGAAGUUAAGCAUCAGAAACAUCUUUCCGUAAGAUAUUUUAUUGAAAAGCUUUGUAGUCUUAUAGCCAAUACUGAUACUUCUCUCCAACUAAUAAAAAUGGAUGAGAAAAUGGAUUUUAAUACAAUUGCUGCUUCCCAGAAUCUUAGCCCUGAAGAAGUUGAAAUUCUUAAGUUUGAUCAGAAGCGUUCCAUAGCAGAUACUAUGGCACUUAAACAUUUCUAUUUGCGAAAUCUUUAUGGUG